UCUGUGACCAUGUGGUUGUUGUUCAGGUUAUUAUUAAAGUAAUUAAUUAUAAUAAUAAUAGCUAAAAUCAAUUAAUUUAUUGUUUGAGGAACGAAGAAAAACAAAUAAUGAAUUUCGCAAGGAAACAGUUGGAAAAAUAUGGCUGGACCGAUGGUAAAGGGCUGGGGAAGCACGAGAAUGGUAUAUCCGAAGCUCUAAAGCCCACAUUGAAGCGCAGCGUGGCUGGAAUAGGCCACGAUGCGGCGUCUGACUUCACUGAACAUUGGUGGACGAAGUUGUAUGAUAAGGCAGCUGGGAACGUCGAGGUUGAAGAAAAAAACGGGAAAACGAAAAAAAUAAAAACAAAAGAAGACGAAUUUGAGAUCACAAACAGCACAUGGAAACUAAAAAAGAAGAAAAAGCAAUCAGACACAGAAGAAGAACAGUACAAAGAUUACUUUGUAAGAAAAGCUGUGCUGUCUGGCGGAGGGAGUACCGUAAGGAAUGUGAAUGAUUCAGAGUCCGAAGACGAGACAGCAGUUACGAAAGAUGUGUUCAAGAUGACGGAUGAGGAGCUAUUUGCUGCUUGUGAAGGAAGAACUGCACAUAAGGGCGCAAGACAUGGGCUCAAAGCUACAGGGAAACUGGCAAGAGUAGCUCAGCAAGAACAGAUAUUACUGGCUCAACCUCAAUACACAGGAUACUCUCAUGCUAAAAAACUAAAGAAAAACAAUGAAGUACAAGAUAAUGAAGAAUCAAACCCAAAUCCCGAUGUAGAUAGUAGUAUUGAACCAAAAAAGAAGAAAAGAAAGAGAAAUAACAGUGACAAUGAAAAUGCACAAGCUGUAUGUUCCACUUCUCCUUUGCCAGAGGACGAUGAAAAAAGUCAGCAAAAGGAUGUUGCCAGUGAUAAAAAUGAGAAUGAGAUUAGUACAAGUGCGAAUUCAGUUGAAGAUAUUUUUGAAGUUAAGAGGAAAAAGAAAAAAUCGAAGAACUUAGCCAAUGAUACGAAUGAACAAGAAAUUGUUGAUGAUAGUGAAGAGACCCCAAUUCGUAAAAGGAAAAAGAAGAGAAAGAAUGCUUCAGAAUAAGUCAAUUAUUUGAAAAUCUAUUGAUUAGUUAAAAUAAUAGUGACAAAAUAUACAUUUGAUAUCCU
Molecule: messenger RNA, 1135 nt
Organism: Ostrinia nubilalis (European corn borer)
Lineage: Eukaryota; Metazoa; Arthropoda; Insecta; Lepidoptera; Crambidae
Product: G patch domain-containing protein 4
Exons: 4
Coding region: 108-1070 (320 amino acids)
Cellular component (GO): nucleolus
Molecular function (GO): nucleic acid binding
Source: RefSeq, a predicted model, not a curated record